AUGCCUGACUUGAUUUCAUCUGUUCGCCGCUUUGAUCGCACCAACAUCCCAGAGGAUGUUUGGGUCACUUUACGGGGCAGGGACAAUGCUGCUCGCGCAAAUGUGAUCCUCCCGCACGCCGAGAAGGUUUCCAGUCACCCAGAGUUCCUGCCCGGCUCCGAGCAGUUUUGGCUGGUCUACUCGGAGCCUACAACUUCCAACAUCAGAUUCAUACUAUCCUGCACGGAGGGACCAUUGGGCACAUACCCCCUUUUCAUUAUUCCAGUAUCCCCCGUUGAAUUGAGCCUGGAACUCCUCCAAGGUUCCAUGGAGGUGUUCUGCGAGGCGCUUCUGAAAGAUGUUGACUUUAAAAGGCAGAGGGUCUUCUCUGUCUUUUCUGUUGAACCAAUCGCCGAAGCUUUUGCUAGCGCAUGGGAGAAAAUCGCAGAGGUCAAGCGCAUCAAUAAACCGUACUAUGAUGCAUUUUUUUCGAUUUGUACUCCUGAGACGUUCAAGGUCUGCGAUAACCCUCCAUCAGUGGAUGAAGUCAUCGAGCUACGUCUUGCGGUAUCACAGGAUGCCGGCAAGAUUUCUGAAUUGUGUGAAGAGUUUUCUAAUACUUCGCAUCCAUUCACUCUCUCUUCCGAGCGAGCUUCUGAAGAGGCCAGGCUCUUGAUCGAAAACGAACAGGUUUGGGUAUGCGAGAUCGAGAAGGAUGGAGAAAUUGAUAUCGCGACUAUUGUGGCUGCCACGCGGCAGUCAGACACUGUUGCUGCCAUCACGAAGGUCUACACGCCAAACAAGUGGCAGCGUCAAGGAUAUGCUAAAAGAUUGGUUCGCCGCGUCUGCAGAGAGUUGUUGAUGACGCACGAGCAAGUUGUGUUAUACGUUGGCGUUAGUAAUUCCGCUCAGAAGUUGUACCAACAAGUGGGCUUCCGGGCUCCUUGUAAAGAGACUCCUGAGCGUUGGCUUGAAAUUGGUUUUGAUAGAGACGAAGUUGAACUCGGUCACUGGUAG
This is a messenger RNA of Suillus bovinus, 996 nucleotides long. RefSeq lists its product as uncharacterized. Bases 1 to 996 code for a protein of 331 amino acids. The transcript has 3 exons. The record is from RefSeq and is a predicted model, not a curated record. Lineage: Eukaryota; Fungi; Basidiomycota; Agaricomycetes; Boletales; Suillaceae. Gene Ontology annotation, molecular function: acyltransferase activity, transferring groups other than amino-acyl groups.